AGGUUAGCCACCCCUAUCACACACAGUUAAGUCAAAUCAAACGUCAAGUUCCAGUUUAAAAAAAAAAAGAUUUUUGCUUUGUAGUUGCGACAUUAAUGUUGUUUUCAAUUAAAGAUAUUAAAUAUUAUUGUUCAAUCUAUAGAAUUACAAUGCUAUGCCGCAAUGGCUUAUCUAGAUUGCAGUUUAUAUUACCACGGAGUGGCCCGGUUCAUAGUGUACACCAGAAGAGAUUGUUGGGAAAAGUUGUUCUGGAACCUCUUGAAUCGCGAUCUAUACUGGCUGUACAAGGAAGCGAUGCUGUACCGUUCUUGCAAGGAUUAAUUACCAACGACAUGAAUCACGUCCAACGCGGGUCCACGUCUAUCUACACAAUGUUCCUUAACACUUCUGGUCGAGUUCUGUAUGAUUCUCUAAUAUAUCGCAUUGAUAAGGAUGUGGGACAAAACUAUUUCGUGGAAUGCGAUACGAGCGUCGUGAAACUGCUUGCAAAACAUUUGAACCUAUUCCGAGUAAGGAAAAAGGUAGAAAUAACAAAACCCGAUAUGAAAGUGUGGGUGGCAUUUACUGCUCAAGACAACACAGAGGGACAAAAUGAAACGAUUGCUUUGAAAGAAUCAAGUAACAGUAAUACAUUGAUUUACAAGGACGCACGUCUUCAAGAACUCGGCUACCGUUUAUUAGCUGACAGCAGCAUAGAUUUUAAAGAGCUGAAAACACUUUUCUGCAAUGAAACAAGCUUACCAAAUAUCAAGUCUUAUGUAGAGCACAGGUACGUUUUGGGAAUUGGAGAAGGUGUCUGCAAUCUACCCCCUGGAAAAUGCUUUCCUUUGGAAGCCAACUGUGAUUACUUACAUGGCGUGAGCUUCCAUAAAGGAUGUUACAUUGGUCAAGAACUCACUGCUCGAACAUAUCACACGGGAGUUGUCCGAAAACGCUUAAUGCCUUUGGUUUUCGACCACCCAGUUGAUUGUGGAGUUAUUCCUGAUGAUGCCGAGAUUAAAAAUAAAGAAGGUCAACUCGUGGGCAAAUUGCGGGGCUAUAACAAAGCCUUUGGUUUAGGUUUACUACGCGUUGAAAAAAUUUCUUCCAAUCAACUGUUAAUUGUAGGCGAUAAGUAUCACUGUAAAACAUAUAAACCGAAUUGGUGGCCAAAGGAACUGUCGAAGAAAAAAUAAAUAAAGUAUAUAAUUCUAAUGCAUGUGGGCCAUUCUAAUUCCAAAUGACUACUAAAAUAAUUAAAACAAAAACGUUCAAAAUUAUUUUGACCUGCUAAU
Messenger RNA from Aedes albopictus (Asian tiger mosquito), 1274 nucleotides. Its product is annotated as putative transferase CAF17 homolog, mitochondrial. The transcript is spliced from 2 exons. Gene Ontology annotation, molecular function: protein binding. The coding region runs from base 96 to 1175 and encodes 359 amino acids. Gene Ontology annotation, cellular component: mitochondrial matrix. Gene Ontology annotation, biological process: iron-sulfur cluster assembly. Lineage: Eukaryota; Metazoa; Arthropoda; Insecta; Diptera; Culicidae. The record is from RefSeq and is a predicted model, not a curated record.